Molecule: messenger RNA, 1048 nt
Organism: Fukomys damarensis (Damara mole-rat)
Lineage: Eukaryota; Metazoa; Chordata; Mammalia; Rodentia; Bathyergidae
Product: putative gustatory receptor clone PTE01
Exons: 2
Coding region: 41-1048 (335 amino acids)
Biological process (GO): G protein-coupled receptor signaling pathway
Cellular component (GO): membrane
Molecular function (GO): G protein-coupled receptor activity; olfactory receptor activity
Source: RefSeq, a predicted model, not a curated record
CUGCAGACAGGAAGUUGCAUUUGAUUCACCUUCUGAGGUCAUGGCCCAGCAGAGAAAGAGCUUAAACCAGUGUCUGCAUGAAACGGAGCCACAAAAUUUUAUACGAGUAUCAGAAUUCCGACUCAUGAAACUCGUAGAGGAUCCAGACCAGCAGCCCAUCCUCUUAGGGCUCUUCCUGUCCAUGUACCUGGUCACAGUUUUCGGGAACCUGCUCAUCACCCUGACUAUCAUCUUUGACUCCCACCUCCACACCCCCAUGUACUUCUUCCUCUCCAACCUGUCCUUGGCUGACAUCUGUUUCAUUUCCACCACGGUCCCCAAGAUGAUUGCCAACAUCCUAACUCGCAGCACAGUCAUCUCCUAUGUGGGCUGCCUGACCCAGAUGUCUCUUUUACUGUUUUUUGGAUGUAUGGAUGACAUGCUUCUGACUGUGAUGGCCUUUGACAGGUUUGUGGCCAUCUGUCACCCCUUACAUUACCAUGUCAUCAUGAACUUCCACCUCUGUCUCUGCUUUGUUCUGGUGUCUUUUUUGUUUAGCAUUUUGGAAUCUCAGGUACACAAUUUAAUUGCCUUACAAUUCCCUUAUUUUAAAGAUGUGGAAAUUUCUAAUUUCUUCUGUGACCCUUCUCAUGUCCUUAGUCUUUCAUGCUCAAAUAGUGUUACUAAAAAUAUAGUCAUGUAUUUUAUUGGUGCUAUCUAUGGUCUCACUCCUGUCACAGUGAUCAUUUUGUCUUACUAUAAAAUUAUUUCUUCUAUUCUGGAAAUCACUUCAUCACAUGGAAAGUAUAAAGCAUUUUCCACCUGUACAUCUCACUUAUCAGUCCUUUGCUUAUUUUAUGGGACUGGAAUUGCAGAAUACCUUGAAUCCUUUGUAUCUAGUUCUAGAAAAAGUGCAGUAGUCUCAUUAAUGUGUACAGUAGUCACCCCUAUGUUGAACCCAUACAUUUACAGCCUAAGGAAUAGGGACAUUAAAAAUGCUCUUCAGAGGCUGUGGAGCAGAACUGGAAAAUCUCAUCAUGUCUUCCAUCCAUCCUGUAGUUUGCAUUGA